CGACCCGACACGUGUCGGGUCGCGUCUUGGUCGCUUCUUCCGCCUCCGUCGUUGGUCGCUCGACAUCUCCGACCGCCGUCAUCAGCCCGUCGCUGUUCGUCCGCAGCCCAUCGCGAGAAGUCGUCCAUGGCUGAUGAAGGCUCGGCGCAACAGUCAGCUGUCACAGGAACCAGUGGAACCGCACCUGUUACGAGGGGUUCCACUGACCGUGUGUCUCUCGGGCUGGGCGAAGCACUUCAGACCCCCCGCGUCGGGGAUCCUGCAGAAUGAUCAGGACGAGCGGACGAGCUGCGGUCCGGCGUGGACGCGGUGUGGCGCCGGUGGUCGAGAGACCACCGGUGGGUCGGAAGGUGCUCGUUUUUUCGAAGAAGACGAGGAAGAAGAGGAAAGAAGAUGAAAGACAUAUGAAAGAGAGAAAGAAAAGGAAAAGGAACGAACAGAAAAAAGAAAAGAGGAAAGGGACGCAAGAGAAAGAAGCAGAGGCAGUUCCGUUUCUUGUGUGGGGAAACCCUUUACGGGCCGCCUUUGGAGAUCGGCAGCUUUGCCUGCGCCCUCCAGUUCUUGUUGAUCCCGAUGAGACAUGUAGAGACUGCCUGGGUUGUCCACCAUUUUAUAUGAUGACAUGGGAUGAUGGAUCUCACGAUCUGUUUCGUGAGUGGAACAAAUAAACCAACCAGCUGUGACGGCGCCAUCAUUCAAUAAGCCGGCGUUCGCUGGCUCGGUCUCCGCAGGAAAGCUACAAUCUGAGCCAGCCCACCGAGGGCUUUGAUGAGUUUUUAAGUCACGACUGGGAGACGCCAAGGCUACACAAAUUGCUCACCAUGUUGAUCAUCUACAACUCAAGGGCGGCCUUCGUUUGCUCCUUCUGCUUUAGCGUGCUGGUGGGAUUCCUACGAGCUGUGAAGGUCCUACCGGAUGGGCUUGGAACAGAGUUAGUGGCCUAUGCCGUUUUUCCUCUGGUCCUUUGCUUUUGGCAGAGGCUCCGGAGUCUCUUUACAAAGCCGAUCACGGUCUUCUUCGACAUGCUGUGCGUCAACCAGCACGACGAGGAGCUGAAGCGGAAAGCCAUCUCAGGGUUGGUGAGCUUCUUGGAUUCCUCGAAGAAACUGACCAUCUUUUGGUCCAAGCGCUAUUUCAGCCGCCUGUGGUGCACCUACGAAAUCAGCACCUUCCUCCGAGAUCCCCAGAUGCGGAGGACCAUUCUAGUCAUGCCGGUGAAGCUCUCCGUGAUCCUCGUCGUAUUUAGCAUUUUUGAGCACAUGAUCAGCUUUGCUCAUUUUCUCAUCACGGAGAUUUACCCAGACCUGAGCCACCUGCAAGAGCUCGCCUUGUUCUUGCCCUUCUUGGCUCUCAACCCUCUGUUGUACUUCAUCGGCAUCGGAAUGAUGUCGGACCUGCAGAAGUUGCCACGGCAGCUCCAAGAGUUCCGCGUCCAGGACGCGGAGUGCGCGUGUUGCUCCAAGAACCAUCGGCAUCCGGAGACGGGGGAGACCUUGGCAUGUGACCGGGAGAUCAUCUUCAGGAUGUUGAAGAGAUGGUUCGGCAAGGAGGAUGACUUGGGGGAUGAGCAUUUGGAGACCUUCAAUUCGCUGGUGCACGAAGUGCUGGCACCGCGAGUUCUGCAGAGCAUGGGCAGUGACGUCUUACCCUUCAGCUACUGUGUCUACAUGAUUUUGGUCUCUAAGAUCCCUGAGCUCUGUCAUUUGAUUCCUGUGCUGGCCGCUGGGCCGGGAGCUCACGAGAACUUCAACACCUUCCACUGGGCCCUGCGGAAGAUCUUCACCUGGGCCAUGGGUUGCGUCACCUCCCUUUUCUGGGUCCGCAUGAGCAUGCGAGGCUGGCUUCUCUCUGUUUGGUGCAUGCCCGAAACUGGCUUGGACAGGGCGGUGGUGCAGUCUGUGAGUGCCUUCUUGAUUUCCAUCCCCAUUGGAACCUGGCUUUGCAUGCUGGUGCUCUCCUACCACGGUAUUCUGAUCUACACGGCGGAGGACAAUCUGACGGUGGCCGCGCCCUUCGUGUUCUGGGUGAUGAUCCUCACCAUCUUUUGGAAUCGUCAAGGUAAGGAGCCCACGGUGCCGAAGAGCUUCCAAGAAGCCCGGGAGUUUGUGCGUUCCGCCUCUAACCUGUCCGUCUCCGAUGAGAAGAGCGUGUCAGAGAUCAUCGGAGUGCCUGAGCGGGUGUAGAGAGCGACCGUGCUACGGGUGUAGAGCGGCGACGUGGCACGAGCGUGACCGAAAAGCCUUUCAGCUGAUGAAGAUCACGUAGGUAGCAGUAGGUCGGGUGGUGGUUUGCAGGUGGAAGAAUGGUCCUUUUGGGAAAGGAUAUGAAAGGC
Molecule: messenger RNA, 2332 nt
Organism: Durusdinium trenchii
Lineage: Eukaryota; Dinophyceae; Suessiales; Symbiodiniaceae
Source: the annotation of a GenBank genome assembly